Molecule: messenger RNA, 1898 nt
Organism: Chelonoidis abingdonii (Abingdon island giant tortoise)
Lineage: Eukaryota; Metazoa; Chordata; Testudines; Testudinidae
Gene: CNTD1
Product: cyclin N-terminal domain containing 1
Biological process (GO): reciprocal meiotic recombination
Cellular component (GO): site of double-strand break
Source: RefSeq, a predicted model, not a curated record
GUUCCAUAAAGCCCCCGGGCCUGGGUCACGCUCCCGCGUGGUGGGAGGGAGCUGGGCAUGUAGCUCACACGUCUGUCGAGGGAGCCCCAGGCCCGACUGAAAUCCCCUUCUCCCGCCUGUAAGUGUGAUAGCCCCGCAGCACGGACACCAGGGUACGUGUUAACGGUGACCGACGCCAGCAUGGCUCCAAACGCGCAGGGAGCACGGCCACAGCAAGGAGGUGUCAUUUUUCCAUAGCCCAGUUCCUGAUUACACCGCCGCCUUGUCCCGUGCACUACGUGCUGCCCUCUCUAAUGAUUACUGCAGUGGGUACAGCCGCAGUGCUAAAAAAAUGUUAUUUUAUUGUUUGAGAACCGGCCAGAAGUGCCGAGAUGAGCUCAGAGGCGCAGGCAGCGUCCAGGUUUCGCACCCCGGAGCCAGUCUUUGGAGUUGUUGCUCCUGAGAUCAUUGAAGAUACUUUAAUUUGUUUAGCUACAGAAAAUGAACACUAUCUGAAUGAGCUCUCACAUCAAGCAGGAUGCUUCAAAGAGACCCAGAUAGUAGAAUUUGUAUUUCUUUUGUGUGAAAAAUGGUUCCUGGACCAAUCUGCACGAUAUCAAGCAGUUGAAAUAUUUGAAAGGUUUAUGAUUAAGCAUGUAGAAGAGAGCUAUAACUCUAUCAAAAAGUCAAGGACAAACAAUGAACAAGGAGAGGGCAACAUAUGGGGCACUUUGAAAGCACAGAUGUGUGACACAUUUGUGCUGCGGCUUGUGUCUUGCAUUCAGCUUGCAAGCAAACUUUCUUUUCACUACAAUAUAAUUAACAAUAACACAGUUCUGAAAUUUCUGCAGUCCUUAGACUAUUCAUACACAAAACAGAACUUGGUGGAGUCAGAACUUGCCAUACUGAAGGCUCUGUGCUUCCAGAUCAACGUGCCAACUCCUUUUGCCUAUGUUGAGUUGCUUCUGGAGGUGUUAGGACAUAAUGGCUGCUUACUUCCUAUGAAACAGUUGCAUAAGAUGUGCAUGCACCUACUGGAUUUAACUUAUCUCAUGCGGAACAUCAUCUAUGAUACUUUACUGAAGAUUUCUAUUGAGAAUUCAACACCAAGUGAACUCCAGAUAGCAAAAUUUUUGUCAGUAAAGGAAGAUUUCAUGCUCUUGGCAGUUGGCAUCAUCAGCACAAGCGCUUUCAUACUAAACCCUGAAUACUGGAAUCAGGUUGUGGAGCAUUUAAACUGCAUCACUGGUAUUACCACACAAAGCAUUUUAGAGUUUUCAUAUGCAAUACUGAAGCACAGUGUUGGCACCACUAAUCCAAGGAAGAACAAAGGAACUAGAUCUUCAGAGAACUAUGUUGUACCUCCUACAAAAUAAACUUGGCUUUUCCACUGCAACCUUUCCCAUGUAUCAGUGUCCUCAAAGCCAUGUUUCAUCCACUAAUCCUUUGUAACAGAUGCAGGUGGUUUUGACUUGUAACUCAUGUAGGACGAACUUUUGUUUAGUUGCUAUGUAGCAGCUAUCAAAUAUGGCAUUUAAAACUGUUAAAAUUGGCCUUUGCAAACUAUCCCCUAUACUGAUGAAAUGACAUUGGAGUAAAAUGCUGCCAUGGUGAAGUGUUUUGCUUUUGGAAAAAUGGUUAUAGAAACGGCAGCAAUAAGUCUACAAACCGUUCUACUGUGUACAAGUGCUACAAGCCGGGCCAGGCUUUCUUCACACAGUUGCUGUUCUGCAGAAGCAGUGACUGUCUUGAACAGUUUACAAUAUCAAGGUUGUUCCUUCCUAUAUUCUUUUCCUUCUGCCCCCCGGAUCUAGUUUCCCCACAGCCUGAAAAGAAAGUCAGUUAGGUAGUCUGCCAGUGUUAACAGGGGAGGGAAAUGCAAGUCAAAUCAAGCACCAGCUUCUUUGAAAGCUGGAUUU